Prorocentrum cordatum is the source of this 5175-nucleotide messenger RNA. NCBI's taxonomy places the organism in Eukaryota, Dinophyceae, Prorocentrales, Prorocentraceae. The record is from the annotation of a GenBank genome assembly.
AUGGCCACCCUGUUCUCGGCGGUGCUUGUCGUGCUCGGAAGCGCGCUUGGAGCUACUGCUGCCCCUGGCCAACACUCUGGCAAGUUCAACGGCAGGGCUGGUGCACGGGCCCAGCGCCCAGACGAGCUGCCCUUCAUGGAGACCGGGGCCGUGCGCUUGGCCUACCAGCUCAUGGACAGCCUGAACCCGUUCCCUGUUGAUGUCGUUCACGCUUCAUCUCCACUUGCGUGGAGCGUGGCUGGCGCGGUUGGCAGAGCCACUUCGCUGCACCCAUCUUGCGUGUACGUUCACUUGGUAAUCCUCAUGUCCCUCGUCUUGGACGCGGUGCAGGUCAAGUACGGGGGGAUCUUGGGCAAGUUUUCAAACCCUCUGAUGAUUCAGCACGGCGCGCCAGGGGACGGGAAGUCGAUCGCGUUGUGGCUCGUUUUCCAAGUCCUCGCGUACUUCGACAAGAUCCGCAACAAAGUCGCCAAGGCAGCCUACGAUCAAAAAGUGAGAGACAAGAAAGACAAGAGGAGGCAAGGCCAGGGUCAGGCUGCCGAGGAGGAGGACUCCGCAGAUGAAGAUCAGAAGCUGACGCCGCCCGCCGACGUGGAUUCGAUUUUCAACAACGGCACGUUCAUCGGUUUAGGGCAGUUCCUGAAGGGGCAGGGCGGAGUAGCUUACUUCGGGCUUCACGAGGGCAAGACGUUCAUGGCGGAUCUCUUCGCGAGCGGCCCCGGCGGCGGCGUGGAGGACUUGAGCCAGAUCAUGGACCACGACUUGUACAAGAAUCACCCAGCGAACAACCAGUCCAAGUUCAACGUGCGCAACGCGCACGUGGUCGGCUCCGUCCUCAUGCACCUGGAGGAGGUGGAACGCCAGGCCCGCCAGUCGGACUCGGUGGCAGGCCUUUCGCGGUUCUUGAUCGGGAAAUUCCCCGCGGUGGUCCACAAAAUCAUGCCGGACCUCAACCCCGCGGAGGUCGAGCAGCUGCUCCAGGACGACCCGGAUUACUUCAACAGCAUGAACUACGACGACGUCGUCGGCGGCCUCGCUAAUAUUUUGUUCGCGGGGCGCCAGCUGUUCCAGAAAGACGCCCCCCCGUCGGUGCCGGCCACGGACGUGAAGAAAGUUUAUUCGAAGAUCACUGGUCUCCACACUCUGCCAAUGAGCUCCGAGGUCCAGGAACACUUCCGCAAGUCGUACAACGAUUCUGCCGACGCGAUCCGGGACGACCUCGCCAACCUCGGUGGCCGGGCUUCCCAGCUGAGCAAGGACAAGACCAGGCCGCUCCAAUUCAUCGCGCCCGUGCAUCUCCUGGAGAAGACCAUCAACUUCUUGCUCUCGAAGGCAGGCAAGUCGGCGGAGGAAAAGAAAGACAUGGACGGACAAGCCAUUCUGGUAGCCCUCGCGUCCGUGGACUCGGAGUCCCUCUGCAAGACCGUGCCCACGAGGGAUGCCAUCCCACGGGGCGCCGCGAAAGCUGCCGUGGACACCUCCGUUGCCUUGGCGGCUCGGUUCGCCCGGAGCUUCAGCAUGACCGUGGGCGCUUCCCAGAUGGUCAAGGCAUUUCUCGCCGACCGCGCGCGACUCGCGGCCGCGCCAGCGCCUACCUUCGAGACGGCUGCGCAGAUGCUGAGCGCAAUCGUCGCGCCGCGCCUCGACCCAGCCAGCGCGUUGGCGGAGAUCGCGGAGAAUCGCCUAAACAUUGUCGCAUUCGCACAACACCCUGCUGUGUCUGCCGACGACGUCCGCGCGAAGAUCGUGGACAUCCUCUUGCUCGCUUUCAUGGGGUUCGUCCACGUGAAGGACGGUCGCUGCGCGGUGGCAUCUUUCGCUAUGAACGACGAGAGUUUCCUGCGCGCAGCGAACCGACUCCAGACCUGGUGCCCGGAUGCCUCCUUCCCUCAUGUAAGAGCAUUGUGCCCGGGAGAGGGGCUUGGCCCGGUCGUCGUGAACGCCGACGCAGCGUCUGCCGCAGUGGCGGCGAUGAAGAAUUUGGUCGAGGGCACUGCGGUGGACGUGUCGGUGCACGCCGACAUCUUCAGCACUUCCGCCGCCGAGGUCGUCCUGCCGGAGCCAGGGCCGCCUGCGACCCAGGCAGACAGGCGCAGCCAGAUUCAGCGCAUCCUUCAGGGCGAUGCCGCGGCGGCCGCUCACCCACGCGGACUCACGCAGGCAGGGCCGGCGGGGGAGCCGCCCGAGGGCGGGCCCGACCGCGAACGGGCUGCGAAGCGUCUUCGGAUGCGGGAGGAAGCGCCCUUUGACUACCAGGGGCUGCGUGGCGACGUCUUGCUGGCUGGGAAGAUUGGCGCGGCUGCGUGCGCCGCGCAGUCCACCGACAUCGCCGUCAACAAGCUCAAGGACAUGUUCAAGAGCGACGGCACAGCGCCCGCCAUCGACAUGACCGCAACUCUGCUGCUCCAGUUCUUCCACGAGCUGGGGCUGGGGACGCGCGGCAAAAUGGGGAAAUCAAUCGUUGUGCUGGCCCCGCCAGAACCGCGCAUCGAGACGGUGGUGAAGCGCAUUGCGUCGAUGUUCAAGCUGAACGAGACGAAAGAAGCGCGGAUGGUCGAAGCUAUGUCGAGGCGCCCUGUCUGCCUUCGCUUCAACUUGGAGGCUUUCGACGCUCUUGCCCGCAAGGUCGAGGAGGGCAUUCCUGAGUGGGCCCCGAAGGGGCACUUCUCCCUUGCUCGGAUUCUGGAGCCUUUGCCUGUGCAGUGCACCACGGCUUUCUGCGACGUGUUGGCGCACGUCGAUGCCGCCCUCGCCUUGCCUGUCCUGAAAUGCGUCCUGUCCGAGCAGGGUUAUGGACAGGUCGACGACACUGUGCUGGCAAACGUUCUUUGGAAGGUGCAAACAUACUUGCCGAGCUUGGUGACCAACCGCUGCCAACCAGGCAAACUGGCAGCACGUUUGAAGGAAAUGCAGGAUGCGGCUCCAGAUGUUACCCUUGUUCGCAUUCCUGCUCGCCAAGGCACGUGCCCGCGCUGCGAGGGGAUCUCCCUCUGCCCGUGCCCGGGCAUCGACAAAUGCGCCCGCGGCCGAAAUUUGCCAAUUUUGAAAGCCGAAGCCGCCCGCGCGGGAACGCCACCAGAGAGCAAUGUUACCGUCCGGUAUAAAAUAUAUUCGUGGACCGCUGGCGUGCAGUACGCAGUGUUUGAAGAGAGCCGGUGCCCGAAGUGCUCGCGUUUCUUCUUGGGGGGAUGGUCCUACAGAAAGAACGUUGGCGAGCGUGGUCAGCCGACGUUCGGUCGCUGCACAGAUGUCAUGUUCGUGGGCAGUACGGUUGACGACCUGUACGUGGUCAUCCCCCGGCAGCAGAGUUAUUUUGCGGUGGAGACUCAUUUCCUGCGCACAGUCACAGACCAAUUGGCGUUCAGCGGGGCCACCUUCACUUCCAUAGUACACGUGUGGGCCCGGCAGAACCGCAGCGCGAUCCAGGCCCGGUUGACUGUGGGAGAUGAUUUGACCCUUGUACAUCACACCCGCGACUGCCUUGAACUCGCGCGGGUCACGUGGCAGGCCACGCGUUUGGCCGGCGACGCAGCUAAGGAGCAGACGUGGUCUUUCGAACUGUCGCAAUUUGAUGCGACGUUAGUCCAGCUGCAGCCUGCAUUCCGCAUGGCCAACUUGAGAAGAAUAGCUUCUCACGUGGCGUCGUGCCCGCGGUGCCAGCGUUUGCUCCUGGUCAUCGGCGACGGGAAGCGCGGGGCUUGCCGCCACGUCUGCGCCGGCACUGACGGGUCCAUCACCUAUCCAGACGUGGGCGCCACGCUGUACACGGGGUGCCGGGCGCACGUCGGCGGUAGGCGCCACCUGUGCCAGACAUGUCGACCUUCUGGUAAAGAGCAGACUGGCCUAGUCCCCCAACUCCGGGUCCUACGAGCCGAGCUGGCGCCGGCCCCGGACGGCGGUUUCGGCUUGGAGACCCGCUGCGUCGUCGAAUGCAAGACCGUCGCCAGCGACGGGGAGCUCUUCGAAUUCUCGCUCCCGCGUUCCGAAGUGCGGCAGGAUCUCCUCGCGCAGUUCGAGAUCGGCAGUCUCCCCCUUCGGAGCGACCCGCGACAGAAGUUGCAGAAGCCGCCCACGUGGAAGAGCAAAUUGCAGAAGACGCUCUGGCAUAAGGGUGCCCGCGGUUCCUGCGCCCCGCAGCCGCCGCGGAGCAACGCCAGCGGCGGGCUCAAGAGGAGCGCGCCGCCGCGGGUCGCCGCGGGGCGCGGCGCGCGCAAGAGGCGCGCGAUGGCGGAUGGCCCCCGCGAGCUGGCAUCCACUGGGCUCAGGAAGAGCGCGCCGCAGGGGGCCGCGGGGGCGCGCGGCAAGCGCCAAGGGCAGGCGAAGGCGAAGGCCGCCCCCGCGGGGGCAGCCAAGCCGCGCGGCCGGCGGCGGGGCAGCGCCGCGGCGCCCGCGCAGGCACUUGGGCGGGCGAAGCGCACGCCUAGCACUGCGGCCGCCGCUCGCCGCGACGCCGUCGGCUCCAAUUGGCUCUACGCUGCCCGCGAGGUGCCGGUCGAGAAAACGUCCUGCGGCAUCAGCAAAGAGAACGCGUCCGAGGCGCGGCGAAGGCGCUGCACGGGCGGUAUCGUGGCCGCCGUUCUCCAGUGCGGCUAUCUGGCCGACUGGCAGGAAUUGUGGCGAGGGGAAGGCAUCGAGGUGAUGUACUUGUUCUUCCUCCGGCUGUUCAAGGAUCUUUCAGAGCUGAAGGCGGCGCUCCAAGUCAUAGGAUACGACAACGCGUGCCAGUUGCUCGCUAUCGCCAGGGCGAAGAGAGAGCUUCAGAAGCCGUGGUCCCAGGAGUUCGUGGAUAAGGUGAAGAUGAUCUUGGACGGCUUCCACAGGGGCAACCAUGCGUGGUGCCUGAGCAAUCUACCAGAGGUGGAUCCCGACUCUGAGGAUAAUGCAGUGCUCAUGGCGGGCAAGAACACGCAGGCUUGCGAGCAAUUGAAUUCCUGGAUCAACGAGCGCACUGCGCCUGGGCGGGAGAUGACUCCAGGCCACUUCGGCGUGCACUGGUGGGCUUUGUUCACGGAGCACAACGAGUGGCUGGUCCAUCAGGCGGAGUGCAACCGCAGGAGGUACGCCUGCGGCAACAUGAAGCACGACCCGGACGUCUCUCGGCCAAGCCGACCGACAGAGGGCACGACGGCGUUAGAUCGCUCGGGCGGGCCGGCGGCCCAGCCGAGAGACCGGUAA